AUUUGUUGUGAGGUCAUUGCUGAACAUCCCCUGAAAAUUUCAAGUCUUUACGACCCCGGGAACUGGUAGAGUUAAUACCAUGGUCUGAAGAAGACAUCAAAGAUGAAUAGAAUGACAGUUGAAGAUAGUGGGAUAUCCCCUGAACCCAUCCCAGCUCCAACUCGACCGCUACCAAGAUCUUACAGAACUUAUGUCGACCAACAACGCAGAUGUCUUUCCAUGAAAUGCUCAAAGCAGGAUGGGUGUAGAUUAUGGCGUCAAAUGGUUCUUGGUUUUAUAACCACGGCCUGUGUUGGACUCAUUUUAUUAUUUUUAGGCUCAAUAUUUAUAGCUGAUGCUAUUAAAGAAAACAAUUCCAUGGCCGUUAUGCUGUGUGUUAUGGGAAUAGUAUGUGGAGGUAUUAUUAUAAUGGCUACUAUUAUAUUAGGUAAAAUGUGCAAGUUGUGUAUAUCCAGUAAAUCAAGAAAUGAAGAUGAGGCUCCAUUUCCACAACAACAAGGAGCUUGUUUCCAUACUUGUUCAGUUAUAUACACAAGAUCUACUGACCAGAUACCAGGUGUCGGAGUAGGAGAACUUCCACCAUCAUAUGAAUCUGUAGUACAUAAUACACAAGUACGCACCAACACUGGUACAGAUAUAAAUCUACAAGUACUGAAUUCCAGCACCACUGCUGAAAGUCAUUCACACACAAUCAUGGUUUUACCGCCAAAAUAUGAUGAUGUUGUCGCACCCUUGCCACCAUAUAAAGAUAUUCCAGAUCUCUCAGAAUGAUCAUUUUGGUAACAAUGACACUAUUCUUUACUAAUUAACUCACCACCAUUUUUGUACCAAGGUUCAUGGUUCACUAAGAGUCAUUUUUAUCAGGCCUUGUCAGGUUGGCAAUAAUGUUGUCAGGAUUAUAAUGUAUAUCUCUUAUUGUGAAGAAUUUUAAUACCUUGCCAGUUCAGAUUGUGCAGUUUUCAGACUACAUAUUUCUAAUUUGUCAAGGCUUAAAGGACAAUAUUGGUGCCAGUCAUUAUCACAUAUGUGAUAGAGCUGGUUAAACACAUUCCAAAUAUAAUUUUAACACAGAGAUCAUUGCUACGAUAGCUGAGUAAUACAGUUUUCCAGAAUCGGAAGUGACGAACGCCAAAGGAAAACACAAGCCAUCUCUCUAUAUAACUGACUGAUGUGACGAGUGAUAACGGAUAUACGGGCGAAUUUCUGCUCACUAAUAAUUCAUUUGAAGACCAAA
Patella vulgata (common limpet) is the source of this 1234-nucleotide messenger RNA. RefSeq lists its product as uncharacterized. Bases 103 to 771 code for a protein of 222 amino acids. The transcript is spliced from 4 exons. The record is from RefSeq and is a predicted model, not a curated record. NCBI's taxonomy places the organism in Eukaryota, Metazoa, Mollusca, Gastropoda, Patellidae.